GUACGGUCAUAUCUAAAUACUACAGUAUAUUUACUCAAUUAUUUCGUAAUUUAAGUCAUAUUUUAUCAAUGAAUUAAGAUAAGGCGAACAGGCCGCCCAAAACCAAAUGACUUCGCAGAUCUACAGCCAGAAGAAGUUCGUGCCCACGCCGCCCGAGAAGGGCUCCUUUCCCCUGGACCACGAAGGCCUCUGCAAGAAGCAGUUCCUGCUCUACGCCAGCUGUCUCAGGAAGAACGCCCAGGACACGAGCCUGUGCCGCCAGGACGCCCAGAGCUAUCUGGCCUGUCGCAUGGACAACAAUCUUAUGGAGAGAACCGAGUGGUCCAAGUUGGGCUUCCACGAUCAGAGCGAGAAAACCGACAAGAAAUCGUCGGAGGAGCAGAAGCAAUAG
Molecule: messenger RNA, 391 nt
Organism: Drosophila biarmipes
Lineage: Eukaryota; Metazoa; Arthropoda; Insecta; Diptera; Drosophilidae
Product: cytochrome c oxidase assembly protein COX19
Exons: 1
Coding region: 107-391 (94 amino acids)
Biological process (GO): mitochondrial respiratory chain complex IV assembly
Cellular component (GO): mitochondrial intermembrane space
Source: RefSeq, a predicted model, not a curated record